AUGUCGGGGCCGGAGCUGGCGGUGUCGGGGAAGCAGUCAAAGGUGCAGACACGCUCUAGGCCGUCCUCCGUGGUGACGACGAAGCAUCUCGACAAAUCUCUGCAGAGGCAGCAAGAGACUUGCAGUAGCGUCGUCAUACCCAAACGGGCUGGUGCAGUCGGAGAAGAGGACAUGGAAGAGAUCCAUGGCAUCGUCAUCGUCGGGGGCGGCAUCUGCGGCCUCGCCACUGCUCGCGCUCUGCACGGGAAAGGGAUAAGCAGUCUUGUGUUGGAGAAGUACGAGACUCUACGAAUCGAUGGAGUGGCCAUUGGUAUUCAUACCAAUGGAUGGCGAGCUCUGGAACAGCUUGGUAUCGCUGCGGAGCUCAGGGACACUGCGACCUUAAUCACCGAGUACCACAACGUGUGGCAGAAGGACAACAAGUCCACCCAUAUACCUGUAAGGAAGGAGCUGCGAUGCGUAAAAAGAAAGGAUCUUGUGGAGGCACUGGCGAAGAAUCUGCCUGCUGGAACAAUCCGCUUCGGCUGUGGCAUUGAAGCAAUUGUGGCGGACUCCGCCGACGGCCACUGCACCGUUCUUAGCACAGCGGACAGCAAUACCAUCAAGGCCAAGGUCCUGAUUGGUUGUGAUGGGGCGAACUCCGUGGUAGCCAGAUACCUGGGACUAGGUAAUCCAUCAUAUCUUCCUCGUUUGGUUACCCUGGGCUUGACGAGCUACCCGAACGGGCAUCCAUUUGGACCGCAGUUUCUGCGCUUUGCAGGCGACGAUUUCGCCAUCGGACGCUUGCCUGUCAGUGAAAAUCUUGUUCAUUUCUUCGUGAGUAGGCCAAGUCCAUCCACAGCAGGCUUCCACGACGAGGGUGCUGCGCAGGAGUACGUGCUGGAGAAGCUCCCGGAGUUCCCCGCCGAGAUCGCGGAGAUGGUGCGGCGCUGCGAGCCAGGGAGGGAAUCGCUCAAGACCCUGACCAGGGUGUGGUACCGGCCUCCCUGGCAGAUGCUGCUCGGCCGGUUCCAGCGCGGCGCGGUAACGGUCGCCGGCGACGCCAUGCACGUCAUGGGGCCCUUCGUCGGCCAGGGCGGCUCGGCGGCGCUGGAGGACGCCGUCGUGCUCGCCAGGGCGCUGUCGCGGGCUGUGCCGCCGGGUUGGGGCGGCACCGGUGACGCAGCUGGGACAAGUGGCGACCACGAUAAGAGGAGGAUCAGCGUGGCGUUGGGGAGAUACGUCGGGGAGAGGAGGGCCCGGCUGGUGAUGCUGUCUCUCGAGUCCUUCCUCAUCGGCACCUGGGUCACCACAAAGUCGCUUGUGAAGAGGCUUGUGUGCGUGGCCAUUUUGGCGCUUCUGGGCAGCCACUCACGCCGCAACGCCAACUACGACUGUGGCCGCCUGUAGCAAUACAGGUUGUUAAUUUGGAGCUGCAUCAAGCUCUUCCUUUGCUUCAUUGUUGCAUCCAAA
This is a messenger RNA of Panicum virgatum (switchgrass), 1452 nucleotides long. Its product is annotated as monooxygenase 1-like. NCBI's taxonomy places the organism in Eukaryota, Viridiplantae, Streptophyta, Magnoliopsida, Poales, Poaceae. The record is from RefSeq and is a predicted model, not a curated record. The transcript has 8 exons. The coding region runs from base 1 to 1389 and encodes 462 amino acids. Gene Ontology annotation, molecular function: FAD binding.